Momordica charantia (bitter melon) is the source of this 4864-nucleotide messenger RNA. It is a transcript of the gene SUVR5, whose product is annotated as histone-lysine N-methyltransferase SUVR5. Gene Ontology annotation, molecular function: protein binding; zinc ion binding; histone methyltransferase activity. The record is from RefSeq and is a predicted model, not a curated record. Lineage: Eukaryota; Viridiplantae; Streptophyta; Magnoliopsida; Cucurbitales; Cucurbitaceae. Gene Ontology annotation, cellular component: nucleus.
UUGAGCUGUAUUUUGGGAGCAAUAUAGCAAAAAGGAGUAAAGAUAUGGUAAUUACAAGUUAAACUUGCGAUUAUGGAAGUGCUUCCUAUGUCGGAUGUUCAGCAUGUUGAAGAUUCCGAUUCUCCAAAGAUUUCUGGGACUGCUUUGUUCUAUGAUGGACAGCAAUCGAACAACUCCAUCGAUCGUGAACAAGCAGCGCAGACGGCAAAUGGUGGACUCAAUGACUUAUCGGUGAAUGUGGAAGACGCACAAAUUAACAGCAAAUGUGAUUCUCAAGCGGCUCCUCAAUAUUUGCCUGCUUCGGGCCACUCUAGUUCGGAUUCAUAUUCUAACUAUCAGAUGAAUGACCAGAAAGCAUCUUGUGGUUCCCCGGAGUCUGAUUUUGAUGAUACCAACACAGAGAAUUACUCCACGGAAUCCUGUUUAGCAUCUGAAAACUCUCGUAUAGUUGUCGAUACCAUUGAAGAUGAAUUGCCUAGCAACAGUAAAGCAGAGGAGUUGUCUGUUUCUGGGCCGGAGCCAAUGUGGUUGGAAGGGGAUGAAUCUGUGGCACUUUGGGUGAAGUGGAGAGGGAAGUGGCAGGCAGGAAUUAGAUGUGCAAGGGCUGACUGGCCAUUAUCUACUUUAAAAGCCAAACCUACACAUGACAGGAAGAAGUAUUUUGUGGUCUUUUUUCCACACACAAGGAACUAUUCUUGGGCGGAUGCAUUGCUUGUUCGUUCUAUUGAGGAAUUUCCACAGCCUAUUGCAUACAAGAGUCAUAAAGCUGGUUUAAAAUUGGUUGAAGAUGUAAAAGUUGCAAGGAGAUUUAUAAUGAAAAAACUUGCUGUUGGCAUGCUAAAUAUCAUAGAUCAAUUCCACCUCGAGGCUCUGAUAGAGAGUGCUCGUGAUGUAAUGACUUGGAAGGAGUUUGCCAUGGAAGCUUCCCGCUGUAAUGGUUAUUCUGAUCUUGGUAGAAUGCUCCUGAAGCUGCAGAAUAUGAUAGUGCAGUGCUUCAUGAAUUCAGAUUGGCUUCAGAAUUCUUUGAAUUCUUGGGUGCAACGAUGUCAAAAUGCUCAAACUGCAGAAAUUAUUGAAAUGCUCAAGGAGGAAUUGGCUGAUGCUAUUUUGUGGAAGGAAGUGAACUCUCACGGUGAUGCACCAGUGCAGCCUACUUUUAGUUCUGUGUGGAAAACCUGGAAGCAUGAAGUUACAAAAUGGUUUUCAAUAUCUCCCAUCCUUCCCAUUAUCAGAGACAAAGAGCAGCGGAGUGUUGAAGCUUUCUUAGCUACAACUCUCCAAGUUAGCAGGAAGAGGCCCAAGCUUGAAAUUCGUCGUGCAGAGGCACAUGCUUCCCUGGUGGAAUCAAAGUGCUCAGGUGAUGCUAUGGCUCUUAAUAUUGAUUCAGGUUUUUUCAAAAGCCGGAAUAGUUUAAAUGCUAAAUUAGCAUCAGAAGCUCACAAAGUAGAGGCAAGGGAGGUUGCUACAUCAGUAGACUCACUCAGUAUUGUACCUGGUAGGUCAGGUGGAGUUCAAACUGGAAAUUUGCAGCUAGCCUCUUGCAAGGAUGUGGAACUGAUGCCUCAUACUGACGUAGUAGCAGAAAAACCCUUUAAUUCUGGUAAUAGGAAUCGACAGUGCAUAGCAUUUAUUGAAUCCAAGGGAAGGCAGUGUGUUAGGUGGGCCAAUGAGGGUGAUGUUUACUGUUGUGUGCAUUUAUCAUCUCGAUUCACAGGCAACUCUGAUAAGAAAGAACAGACUCGUUCUGUUGAAUCACCAAUGUGCCAAGGUACUACUGUUCUUGGAAGUAGGUGCAAGCAUCGAUCUCUAUUUGGCUCUUCAUUCUGUAAGAAGCACAGACCAAGGAGUGAAACAAAAUCAGAGUCAAAUUCCCUUGAAAAUAAGCUUAUCGAGAAGCAACAGGACAUUUAUAGUGUAGAAGCCAUCGGGUAUAAAGAAAUAAAGUUUGCUGAUGUUGGAAAUACCCUUGGAGUGGACAACGGUGAUGUGACCAAUAAUGGAAAUAGCUCAUCUGAUAAGCUUGAGCAUCGUGGAAAAGAAUCUAUUGCCACAGAGGUUCGACACUGCAUCGGCUCUUGUAUUGACAGCAACCCAUGUUUAGAAAGCCCAAAACGUCAUUCUCUAUAUUGUGAAAAGCACCUACCUAGCUGGCUCAAACGUGCAAGAAAUGGUAAGAGUAGAGUAAUAUCGAAGGAAGUAUUCAUGGAUCUUUUAAGAGACUCUAGCUCACAAGAGUUAAAGAUACAUUUGCAUCAAGCCUGUGAGCUAUUUUACAGGCUCUUUAAAAGUAUUUUAUCACUGAGGAAUCCAGUUCCUAUGGAGGUUCAAUUUCAGUGGGCCCUGUCUGAAGCUUCUAAAACUUUUGGAGUUGGGGAACAAUUUAUGAAAUUAGUUUGUCGUGAAAAGGAAAGAUUAAAAAGGAUAUGGGGAUUUGAUGCUGAAGAAGCACAACUUUCCUCAUAUUCGAUGGAAGUGCCAACUUCAGGUAAUUGCAAUGAUGAUAUGGGUAUCAGAUGCAAAAUUUGCUCUGAAGAAUUUCUUGAUGACCAAGCACUCAGUACUCACUUCAUGGACGGUCAUAAAAAGGAAGCACAGUGGCUAUUCAGAGGUUAUGCUUGUGCCAUCUGCCUGGACUCGUUCACCAAUAAGAAAGUUCUAGAAACUCACGUGCAAGAGAGACACCAUGCACCAUUUGUUGAGCAAUGCAUGCUUCUGCAGUGUAUUCCUUGUGGCAGCCAUUUUGGGAAUACUGAACAAUUAUGGUUACAUGUAGUUGCUGUUCAUCCUGUUGAUUUCAGAUUGUCAAAUUCUACUCAACAGCAUAACUCUUCUGCCGGGGAGGAUUCUCCAGUCAAACCUGAGCAGUGUAAUAUAGUUUCUCAGGAGAAUGAUAAAAAGAAUGUAGGUGGUUUACGAAAGUUUAUUUGUAGGUUCUGUGGUUUGAAGUUUGAUUUACUGCCUGAUCUUGGUCGCCACCAUCAAGCUGCACACAUGGGGCCAGGGUUAGUUAACUCCCGACCUGCAAAGAGGGGACUACACUAUUAUGCUUAUAAAUUAAAAUCUGGUAAACUUGGUCAUCCUAGAUUUAAGAAGACUUUAGCAGGUGCAUCAAAUAGGAACAGAAACAGAACAAAAGCUAGCAUGAAAAAACAUAUUCAAGCUUCAAAGUUACGGAGCACAGGAAGCAUAAACCUUCAACCUCAUGUGCCCCAGUUAGCAAGUUCUCGUAAAUUGACCCAAGGUUCAACUGUUGCGAAGGCAUUAGUUUCUGAGAUUCAAAAAAGAAAAUUAUCACCUAUCAAUAUUGACAUUUUGUCAAUUGCUCGCUCUGCUUGUUGCAAGGUCAAUUUUAAAGUCCUCCUAGAACAGAAGUUUGGAGUGUUACCUGAAUAUAUUUAUCUUAAGGCAGCUGAGCUAUGCAGGGAAAAAGGUGAAGUUAACUGGCAUAUCAAGGGGUUUGUUUGUCCCGAAGGAUGUGAGACAUUUGAGGAUCCUCUUUUGCUUCCCCAUUUGAUGCCUCAUCCAAAUGGUUUUGGGGACCACGAGAAUGCAUGCUCUCCUGAUCCUGUGAGUUGCAAAUGGGAAGCUCGCAGGUGUGGUUAUGUCAUUGGUUCUCAUCUUUCAAGCCAGCAGGUCAAGGAAAAUGUCAUCAUCUUGUGUGAAGAUAUAAGCUUCGGCCAGGAAUUAGUUCCUGUGGUCUGUGUAGCUGAUGAAGGUCGAAGGAACUCACCUGACAUACCUAUAGCUAACUCCGAUGAUCAAAAUGCAAGAUACUUCAUGCCUUGGGAGAAUUUUACCUAUAUUAAGAAACCAUUGCUUGAUAAAUCCCUCGCUAUUCAUACAGAGAGUUUGCAGUUCGGAUGUGCCUGCCCACAAUCACUCUGUUCUUCUGAAACAUGUGAUCAUGUAUACCUCUUUAAUAGUGAUUAUGAAGACCCAAAGGACAUUUAUGGGAAUCCCAUGCGUCGCAGGUUCCCAUAUGAUGAGAAUGGUCGGAUUAUUCUGGAGGAAGGUUACCUUGUCUAUGAGUGUAAUGAAAGGUGCAGCUGUAGUAGAACCUGUCCAAAUAGAGUGUUGCAAAAUGGAGUUCAAGUGAAACUUGAAGUCUUCAUGACAGAGACAAAGGGAUGGGCAGUAAGGGCUGGUGAACCCAUCCUGCGUGGCACAUUUGUUUGCGAGUACAUUGGGGAGGUGUUGGACGAGCAGGAAGCAAAUAGGAGACGAGACAGGUAUAACACUGAAGGCAACUGCUAUUUCUUGGACGUGGAUGCUCAUAUUAAUGACAUUAGCAGAUUAGUUGAAGGUUCAGCUAGAUAUAUUAUUGAUGCCACAAAUUAUGGAAAUGUUUCGAGAUUCAUAAAUCACAGUUGUUCACCAAAUCUUGUAACGUACCAAGUCCUUGUCGAAAGCAUGGAAUACCAAUGCUCACAUAUUGGAUUGUAUGCAAGCCGGGAUAUAGCUACUGGUGAAGAGCUGACAUUCAACUAUCGGCGCGAGCAAUUGCCCGGAGGAAAUCUGUGCGGCUGUGAAUCUUCGAGUUGCUGAGGCCACCUUUAUUACAUGUGAAGAACAUUUUCAACCUAUCAUUUGAGGGGAAAAAAAAUCUGGUACUUACAAGUUUGGAAAGAGAAGCAAGACAGGUUCUGAUAGCACAUGACCUGCACUUUUUGAGGAUUAUUUAUGGUCUUAUUCCCUCAUCUAGCCAAGCAACUCCAUCAGCCUGGAAACUUAGUUUUUGGAAUCAUAGAAAAAUGGUAAAAUAAAAUCUCUGUAUGUAGGAACUGAAGAAAUGCCCUCUGACCCCUCUAGUUUGUAGUUUCGGAUUUAUCUUAUUUUCACUGCUGAACCAACUUAGUUUAGCAAA